Numida meleagris (helmeted guineafowl) is the source of this 8887-nucleotide messenger RNA. RefSeq names its product protein phosphatase, Mg2+/Mn2+ dependent 1A (gene PPM1A). NCBI's taxonomy places the organism in Eukaryota, Metazoa, Chordata, Aves, Galliformes, Numididae. The record is from RefSeq and is a predicted model, not a curated record. Gene Ontology annotation, cellular component: nucleus; cytosol. Bases 32 to 1198 code for a protein of 388 amino acids. The transcript is spliced from 5 exons. Gene Ontology annotation, biological process: negative regulation of canonical NF-kappaB signal transduction; positive regulation of canonical Wnt signaling pathway; positive regulation of canonical NF-kappaB signal transduction. Gene Ontology annotation, molecular function: magnesium ion binding; protein serine/threonine phosphatase activity; manganese ion binding.
UCUUUCUUUUUAGACCUGAAGGAAAGUCAUCAUGGGAGCAUUUUUAGACAAGCCAAAGAUGGAAAAGCAUAAUGCCCAAGGACAAGGGAAUGGGCUUCGUUAUGGUCUGAGUAGUAUGCAAGGCUGGCGAGUUGAAAUGGAGGAUGCACAUACAGCUGUGAUUGGUUUGCCAAAUGGACUUGAUGGAUGGUCAUUUUUUGCUGUAUAUGAUGGGCAUGCUGGAUCACAGGUUGCCAAGUACUGCUGUGAGCAUUUAUUAGAUCACAUCACAAGCAACCAGGAUUUUAAAGGGCCAGAUGGGCCACCAUCUGUGGAAAGUGUAAAGAGUGGCAUCAGAACAGGUUUUCUGCAAAUUGAUGAACACAUGAGAGUCAUCUCGGAGAAGAAACAUGGCGCAGACAGAAGUGGGUCAACAGCUGUGGGUGUCAUGAUUUCUCCCCAACACACAUACUUCAUCAACUGUGGAGACUCAAGAGGUUUGCUUUGUAGAAACAGGAAGGUUCACUUCUUCACACAGGAUCACAAACCAAGUAACCCCCUGGAGAAGGAGCGUAUACAGAAUGCAGGUGGCUCUGUAAUGAUUCAGCGUGUGAAUGGCUCCCUUGCUGUUUCAAGGGCACUUGGGGACUUUGAUUACAAAUGUGUCCAUGGGAAAGGUCCUACAGAACAGCUAGUCUCACCGGAGCCUGAAGUUUAUGAAAUUGAGAGAUCAGAAGAAGAUGAUCAGUUCAUCAUACUGGCUUGCGAUGGUAUCUGGGAUGUUAUGGGAAACGAAGAGCUCUGUGACUUUGUAAGAUCCAGACUUGAAGUCACUGAUGACCUUGAGAAAGUUUGCAAUGAGAUAGUUGACACCUGCUUGUACAAGGGAAGUCGAGACAACAUGAGUGUGAUAUUGAUCUGUUUUCCGAAUGCACCAAAGGUAUCGCCAGAGGCGGUGAAAAGAGAGGCAGAGUUGGACAAGUACCUGGAAAGCAGAGUAGAAGAGAUCAUAAAGAAGCAGGGUGAAGGAGUGCCAGACUUAGUCCACGUGAUGCGUACGUUAGCAACUGAGAGCAUCCCAAACCUCCCGCCAGGGGGUGAAUUGGCAAGCAAACGGAGUGUAAUUGAAGCUGUUUAUAACAGACUGAACCCCUACAGGAAUGAUGAUACUUCUGGAUUAUCCAGAAACUGCUGUAAGUAUGGGCACUCCAGACUUUAAAGGGCUCCUUCUUUUUUCUUUAAGGAUUCUGCCUCAACUGAUGAUAUGUGGUAAAACUGCUCAUCUAGCUGUGGAGUUCACGUUUCAGUCUUCAAAUGAAAGUGCAGCCCAACCUCAGUGACCCUUCUUAACAUCCAUCCUCAAUAUUAAUUAAAGAAGGGAGUAUGAUGUGUUGGUGAGAGUGACUGCAGCAGGAAAACUACAGCAGUACGACAUCUAGCCCAGGAACUGAUCUUUUUUUUGUAAAACAGACUUCUGUAAACGUGAUUUCAAACCAUAAUCCAUGUUGUAAAUCAGACUCCAGCAAUUUAUGUUGUAUGAUUUUGUUUUUUUUGUAAAGUGCAAUUGUCUUUGUACAAAAUGCUCAUAUUUAAUUAUGAACUGCUUUAAAUCACUACAGAGGUUAGAAGAAACGUUUGACUUGUGUGAUGCAACAAUAUAUAUCCCUUUAAAUUCAUGUUGUGGUUUUGGAUUGCAAGGAGCAGCAGCCUAGCCAGCUAGGUGCUCAAGAGGUGCACAAAACUAUAAAGAUAACGUUUGGUCUUCUAUGAAAGCUGAUCUUGUGGGCAGCUUUCCUGAAAUUACAGUAUGUGAAUAUGCUUGGCAAUGGAAAAACACCAGAGCAGUGCACAUUCUUCAACAAGCGGAUCUUGUUUUCUCAGAGGUACUCCUGCUCUCACAUUGAGUUGAAGGGAGUUCUGAUUUCGACUUCAGUGGGAGUUAAAUCAUGCCCUAUUAAUAGUAGCAUGCGUUCAUAAGCAUAUGAACCUCGAGAUUAGAAUGCCUCGAUUCUCUGCACCUCUUUUCAUUAACCCUUACCUGAAAGUAUGGAUCACUGAGCACAAACAGGCAGCUUUCUACGUGCCGUAGGAGUCUGCAGCAUUUUUACAAUCUUAAUUGGCUGGAUUUGCUGCUGUUCCAAGUAAAAUACUUUGAAUUCCAUUUUAUCAAUAAAGCUUGGUUUAACAAACAAGAAAUUUAUCCAUAAAUGUGUAAUUCCUUUUUUUUUCCUGCCUUUUAAAAUGUCAGUGCCAUUGUAAAUGAUCUUUUACAUGUGGAAGAAUAUUUUUAUUAAUUGGUAGCCCAUUUUUAAAAUGGGAGGAGUUUUGAUUAUUGCCCAAGACAUAGCCAUAUGCUAGAGGAUGACGUGGGAUUAAUCUGUGACCCUGUUUUUUACGAGUAUGGACUUUUUCAGGCUUCUUUUCUUCUCCCCGCUGAAGAUGUGCAUUGGUUUGAAUUUGCCUACUGUUUGAUAAAAAUACAUUUGUCAAAGCCUGACAAUCUUUAACAUUUUAUGGUGUGUAUUUUUAAUUGACCCACUUACUUAGAAUGAGAGACUAGUGGUUAAACAGUACUUGUGAUUAGAGAUAUAGCAUGUUGAUAAUAUCUGUUUGUUGUUUAAAAUUCUAAUUUAAAUUUUUUUAAGAGAAUAAACUAAUUUGAUUUAAGGUUAGCUUUCUCCCACUGAACAUGCAAAAUUAAGUUUUAAAGUCAGUCGUGUUUGCAAAACUGCUGUUUUGUGCACCUUGUAUUGUCUUUUCGGUUGAGAAUAUUGUAUUUAAUAUGUAGUUUACUCAUUUAGUAGGCAGAUUCCCCAAAAGGAAAAUCAGUAAAACAAGUAGAUUGUAACAUUUACUGCAGUUAAACAGAAUCAAAACUUGGUGUAUAAUUAUUUUGAUAGGAAAACGUAGUACAAUGCAUUUUGCUAUGUGUCUUUCCCUAACUUUGAAAUAUACAUAUUUGUAUAUAUAGCCUUAAAACUAAUGCAGAGUUAGGGAACACUGAACAGUGAAAAAGUAACUUAUAGUGUCUUGGAACUAAGUAUAGUAUAUACCAGCAAACUUUUCUUUUAUCCCUCUUGUCUAUGUGGGGUGCUUAAAACGUAACUUCAUUGUAUUCAGUUUGUAAUCUGUUCAAGCAUGACUGAAGAAAACAUAAGCACUAUUUGUAUUUAUAAAUUUCUAGCAAUUUUUGCUUAAAGAACCAGUUCCUUACCUACCUAUGAAUAAAUGCUUAAAAUGUCUAAUUUUGUUGUAGAGUGCAAAACUAUAAUACCGUUAAGUUAUAGCUUCACAGGCACCUAAUUAACAGGCGUAUUUAAUAAUACAUGGCGUAUUAGUGCAAAAAGCUAAACGCAGCUUAGGACUAGGCAGAUACGGUUCUGUCUUUUUUCAUCUAGACUGAAGUUUAGUUUUGGGAACUGCAAAACCUUGAACUGGACUGUGGAAACCUUUUCAGUUUGAAACUUGUAAAAAUCGGAAGCAAAACUGUGGUGUGUAAAGCCAUACUUCAUAAUCGCUUAAACUGUCUCAGUGACGAAUUUCUAUAGAUGAAGCCUCUUCCUAUGAGGUCUCCUAAAGGUUAGGAGGAACGUGCUUCUGCUGUUGUGACAGGUGCUGUACCCAGGUUUGAGGGCAGUGGCAGAAAGCCCGUUUCAGGCCUUUCUCCCUCCCGCCUAUGUUCAGCGUUUUGAUGAGGUCAGAGCACUGAAUCUAUUACGUAUGCAUAGACACUGCCAUUUUAGAUACAGAUUUUGAUUACAAAAUACACUAACUAUAUAAAGCAUCCUAGAAGAGAGGCGAGCUGUGCUUUUCACUGCUCUGAAAAGAAAAAGGCACUUUUGCACAUUUGUGCAUCUCCUUCUUGCACCAGAAACUUUUUUUUAAUGCUAAAAACAUUAGCACCUCAGGGGCAAGGCAGCAAUUUUUUUUUUUGAAGUAUUGUGUGCUAUUUAUUUCCCUCAUGGAAAAAGAUUCCUGUGUGACAAAAAUGAAAAAUUGUGUGAUGUUAAAAUAUGUAUUUUUAAAUACAUGUUCAAAUAGGAUGGUCCCAAUUUGCUUGUUUUUUUUUUAAAAAAAAGAUAUUUGUAAACCUACUUUGCUUCGUAUGCCGUGCAACUUUGUUUUCCUUCUACAUUUAACAGCUUCACUGGCUUCACUUUCUGUGAGUUUUGUUUCAGUCAGAUUAAAUGUUUCACUGGUAAUUCUGGGAAAAUACCUGUACUGCUUUACAGACAACUGUUUCAAAUAAUUCUCACUAAUUCAGCAUUGAAAUAUGUUCAAGACAGAAGCUUCUUUUAAAAAAUGUGUUUUAAAACCAGUGUUGGAUUAACUGAAUGUGAUUACAUCAAGCAGGGCCCCAGACUUGCAAGGCUUUGUAAAUCCGUUGUCAGUUGCAUCCUGGUGUACCCACAGCGGGCAGAAAUCAGCAGGUGCUGAGCAAGCAGUGGCCUUUUGGCUGGCUAGCACUUAGAUAGUCUGUAAGCAGCUCUGCAGAGACCCUGAUGCAUGGCCCUCACUCAUUGUAAUCUCCAGCAGAAGUCAGAAUUGGAGAUGGAAAUUACAUCUCCUUGUCAUUAACCUGCGCUGAAUUGUGCUCAUUCUAGGUUGUCUCAUACUAGCGAGUAUGAGUAGAAUAUUGAAUGGCAGAUGAGGAAUUGUAGCACCAACCCUGGUAGCUCAUGCAGGUGCCAAAGGUGUUCAUCUUAACGUGCUUAGGAUACUGACUUGAAUGGCUAUGAAAUAGUUUACUAUGAAACUGAUACUGUCUCAACUGUAUAGGUUAGAGCCUGAGCCAUUUUGCUUGGUUCAAAAAUUGGAAACUUCAGGGUGAUUUAGUAAAACUGGGGAGUAGUUUGCACUGUAGUUGAUACCCUGGUAAGAAUCUCAUUUUGACAUGUUACACUGGGAUAAUUGAGACUUCCUAUUGCAUUUUUUUAAAUAAUUUAUAAACUAAAGAUAUGGUUUCAUGGUCAGCUAAUAUCAAGCCUGAGCAAUUGCUAUAAGUUUUCUUCCACUGCCUGCUUUGUUCUAGCUGUAGUGCUUAUGUGGCUGUGCAGUUACAAGGGGGAAAGAAAACCUGUGCUCUUCAGCUUGGAUAAGUGGAUAUUUCAAGUUCCUUGAGCUAGCACUAGGAAGGCAGGGCUGUGAGCAAGGGAAUGGUUGCAGCACCCCUUUUGCUGCAGCUGGGGACAUCAGAGCCCCAGUGCAGAAAAGUAGUGGACCUAUGUAGGAAAUAUCAAAGCCUUUGCAGAUCUUUCUCCGCACUGUGCGUAAGACAAAUGUUUUACCUUGGUCAGCAUUCUUUUUCUUGAAGCUGGAAUCACGCAGCUUUGAGUUUAAUGUCUUGUAUGUGAGCUCUAUGCUGACAAACUUUUUGUUAGUUGUCUAUAUUUGUAUGCAGCUCUGUCUUAAGAGAGAGGUGGCAUGGCUGUCACAGUUAGGUUAAUGAGAAGGCUCUUAAGAGUUUACCGUAUUUCAAUGUACAGCAGGAUUUUGUCAUGCUAAUAUGUUCACUUGAAUUUGUACAUGUGCAUUCUUGAAGUGCUUUAUGGCCAAAUGACUUGGUACAUUUAAAUUUCUUGAUGUUUAAACUUGGCCAUUUCAGCAAUAGGCAAACCUUUAGUCAAACAUUACCCUUUUCCCUCAUCAUUGGGCAAAUACAAGAUUUCAAUAAAAACCUGAUGUACCCUGCUUGGAUUAAGAAACACCAGAAUUAAGUAGAGCUGUGGAGCUGUACUUCUACAGCUCUAUUUCCAUGUGAAUUGGAAUUGUUACUCCGUGCCAAGCUUCUGGAAGUGUAAAAAUGUCUUCAGGAUAACUGGUAUCACUCUUUGUUCCUGCAGCUGUGUCCAUUUGAGAUGAUCAUGACUGAAGCCUUCAUAUGACAUUACAGGGUGUAAAGUCUAUUUGGCUGGAUAGAUUUUUAUCUCUGUAAGUGGUAAGAAGAGGCUCCACACGUGGAUUUCUAGGAUGUUGUAGCGCAUAAAAUGAAUGCAGUUUCCAGAGUGAGCCACUAAAAUGUAUAAAAACAGAGUGAAACUUGCAGAUAACUAUCUGGGCGAAGUAUUUUGGAUAGAGCAGUGUUUAUCAGGGGAUGUGAUCUGGGGAGCUCUACCUGAGCUGCCUCUGGAGUGCUUGCACAGUCUGCAGCUCAGCCAUUGCCCUUGGAAGCUUUUUGUACCCUUAUUUUGCUUAAUACUGGUGUUGCUCUGUGAAUGAGGUAGCACUCACCUGGGUCAUGGCAUUGGGUUGCAGAAGCUCAAGAGGCUGCAGGAGAAUGUAAAGCUUUUCUUUACGCUCGUAGACCACUAACUGCUUUCAAGUAGAAAAAGAACAUACAGCAUGCUGAAAAUUAGGUUUACGUCGUCUCCCACUGAAAAUGAAUUUCCAGGAAAAUCUUCAAAAAUUAGUUUACUUUUAGUACAUGAAAAAGUCAGGCACUUUAAUCUGAUUAUGUUGUAGUUGUCAACCUAUAGUGAGCCAUGUCUUUACUUCAUUUUCCUCUGGAGUAGCAGUAAAACAGCUUUUCUUCCCCAUCCUGUAGACACUCUUGCAAUGGAAGUCUUUGCUUCCCAGCUAAGAGUCCAGGAGCAGUCGUGGUGUCUUAGGAAAAGGGUUUCCGAGGAGUCGUGCUUUACUUACAACAAAAAUCCUAACCUUUGCAACGCCAGAAUUUGGAAAAGUGGGCUUAACUUAAAGAAUGCCUUCUGCAGAAUGCAUGACUUAGUUCUACUCGGAAAAAUCUCAAAACUUCAGCAGAGAUGGGAGAUGAUAGGUCAGAUUGCAAGAUUACGUAUGGUUUUAUGCCUAACCAAAUUGUUGUGUUUAACUCGUACUGAUUCCUGUCUGAAUGCUUUUUAAAAUAUCUUUUAUGUUGAAAUAAUAACAAUAAUAAUUUUUAGAAAGGGAGAGAGAAAACCAAUGGUCCUUACUUACUGUAUAAGCAGUAAUUUGUUUGCAAGGAUGAGUGCUGUGUCAGCCAGUAGUGUUUUUCUGUAAGAGCACUGCAUCUGCACUUCUCAGCUCACUCAGUAGCGCUGAGCCAGAACUCAGAUUCCUGUUUGCUUCCAUUAACUGUAUGACUCUGAAGAGCUGGUGGAGCCACAAGUUUUUUAUGGCUGAAGUAGGCAGGGCUCUUGACAGAUGUUGUGAGUAAGCCUCCAACACAAAGGAGAUGCCAUUGUUAUUUCUCUUGAGAAAUAUUUUUGUGAAUUAAAAUGAGAAAACAGACUGGCAGGUCAGAAAACAUCACAUACUUCUGUAGAUACCUGUAGACUGAGGUCUUUGGAGUUUAAUUUCAUUUAUAUUGCUGAAUUCAACUCAGUUUGAGCAAUGGAAAUAGCAGUUGCCAAUUUCAUUUUCACUGUUGGGUUUUCAGGCUGUAGCACAAUAUUUCACUUCACGCUACAAGGGAAAAUUGAAUUAAGGUGAUGCUGGGAAAAUAAGGUGCAUACUUAACGGCAGCCUGCUGAUGUUGAUGGAGAAUCACUCCAGUAUAUUGAGUUUGCUCAAGUAUUGUUGCAGCCUUAACUGUCCCACUUUUGUAGGAAUUAAAUGUAAUCGUUAUUUGGAUUUGGUUUUGAAAAAGCUUUUCAAAGCUGAAGGGGAAAGAGGUGACAGUCCUAAAGCAAAACGGUAGAUUAAUUAGAAUUAAUAAUGUCCUAAUUCUUUGAGUAUGCAAGUCAGCAGUUUUUUCUUCUAAAACAUCAGAAGGACAGAAUUUAAGAGGUUGCGGUCUUUCAUGUACUGCUUUUGGCUUUAAAAAAUAAAAGGAUGGAACUCAAAAUGAAUUACCUGGGAUGGGAAUGCAAAGAGGCCCUAAACCCCUAGGAAUAAAUAUGCUGAAUAUGCAGAGCAUCGUUUCCGUAUCCAUUAAUGGAACUUCUGAAAACAUCAGUGCUGGCAUUUUAGGGAGCUUUUGUUCUUGCUGAGUGUUUGAUGCUAGACUCUCAAGUCUGCUGCACAUGAAACUUUCAGACAUGUACAUUGGAAGCUGGGCAUUAUGCAAGGGUCCCCAGUCUGCAAGGAGCUGGAGGAGCCAUUCCCGCGCCUUCUGGUUGAUGCCAUAGGGACAGUUUGGUGCUGGAAACUGAGAUUUCCUACCAUCUGUUGCUGGUGUUGUGAUCCACAAUGACCUUGAGUACCAAGAGUUAAGUUGUAUUUAUUAACCAGAUCUAACUUUUUGGUGCCAGGAAUCUAGUUUUUAGAGGAAGUGCUGAGUUUUGCAGGCAUUUGUAGCUAAUGGUGCCAGGUAAUUCAGUGCUCAGAUUACUGAAUCACUGGUGACAAGGCAUUAAUAGGAGACACGAGCCUAGGAUCUCUUGGCCAGGGAGUUUGGAUAUUUGAGAAGUGUGAGUCAAUAGGAUUUCCGGAACUGGCUGCUUCAUUAAUGUUUCAAAGCAAAGAUUUUGGUUUUUAGCAUCUGUCUUGUUACUAAGACUAUGUACAAACAUGCUGAAUUAGAGAGUUUUUCACCUGUCUCCUCACAGAGUUGACUCCACAUCGUACCAUGAAAGUCUCGUUUGUAGUGACAUGCUGUGCCUGUCUUUUUAGAGAAUUCAUGACCUCUUUAUAUCUAUUUUGUGGAAAGUGUAACUUUUUCAUUGAUGACUUGUAUAAAUGUGUGUUACAAAUGGAGAGAUUUAAGCUUGAAAAGCAUGUUUGCAGAAUACACGGCUUCGUUAUGGAAUUUAUAAAUUUAACAGAGUAAUAUACCAGAGCAUAACUAUUUUCCUUAAGUAGAAUGUAUAACAAUAUAUAAUAAAUUAUUCUCCACAUAGUUCACCGAUAUUUACAGUUUUACACAAUUCAAACUGUGUGUUUACAGAAAGUUCAAUAAAUGUAUAUUUUGUACUAUGUACAGAUUCCUGGUCCCAAAGAAAAUGUGUGAACUUAGUUUCUAACUUAA